Papaver somniferum (opium poppy) is the source of this 501-nucleotide messenger RNA. RefSeq lists its product as uncharacterized. NCBI's taxonomy places the organism in Eukaryota, Viridiplantae, Streptophyta, Magnoliopsida, Ranunculales, Papaveraceae. The transcript is spliced from 2 exons. The record is from RefSeq and is a predicted model, not a curated record. Gene Ontology annotation, molecular function: RNA-DNA hybrid ribonuclease activity; nucleic acid binding. Bases 1 to 501 code for a protein of 166 amino acids.
AUGGCUCUGAUUGAUAAGUUGCAGGUCAAGGAGAAGUUGUACAGAAAAAAUGUCGUGGAUAUUCCUACUUGUGAUAUGUGUAUGGACGGAGUCAUUCGAGAUGAGCAAGGAAGAUUUUGUGGUGGAUUUGCAAAGUAUACCUACAAUUGCGGCAGCAAUGUGGCUGAAUUAUGUGCUAUCAGGGAAGGUCUGUUGGUGGCUGAAGGUCUGGGAAUUAGGAAGCUGGAAAUCGAGAGCGAUUCAAUGUAUGCAAUACAAGUUUGCAGAGGGGAGAUCCAGGCAACUUGGUAUCUAAAUGCAGUUCAAAAAGUUAUCAAGUUUUUUUGUGAGAAAUUUGAAGUUAUAAGUUUUUCUCAUAAAUAUCGAGAGGCUAAUAAUGUUACUGAUGUUUUAGCCAAGGGUGCUAGUAAGAAGAGUUUAUUAGGUGUGUGGCUGUCUGAACCACCAAGAGAGAUUUGUGAGAGUUUAUUCAAUGACUUAAUAGGGAUAACGUACCCCUAG